CUAAGCGAGUGUUUUUUCGUCAUUGUAUCAAAAUCGGACGACACGUAACGAGCGAUUCAUACGUCAAUUUAAAGAAUUCACGACAUUGCUCUUCGUGGAGUGGAGAAAAACCUAAAUAUUACAAUAAUGUUUACCGCGUAGUUCUAUAACAGGAUUGUAAAUCAAAUCUCAUCGAGCUAUUUGGGAGUGUAAUCGGUUGCUUCUCAUUCAGCAUCAAGAUGCCAGUGGACAGAAUGCGAAUGCGCCCCUGGUUGGAGCAGCAGAUCGAAAGUGGACAAAUUAAAGGUCUUCACUGGGUGAAUGAGGAAAAAAAGAUAUUUCAGAUACCAUGGAUGCAUGCAGCCAGGCAUGGAUGGGAUUUGGAAAAGGAUGCACCAUUGUUUAUGAAGUGGGCCAUUCACACAGGAAAGUAUUGCCCAGGUAUCGACAAACCAGAUCCUAAGACAUGGAAGGCCAAUUUUCGUUGUGCUAUGAAUUCUCUACCAGACAUUGAGGAAGUGAAAGAUAAAAGCAUGAAAAAAGGAAGCAAUGCUUUCAGAAUGUAUAGGAUGCUUUCGUCAUCUGAAAAAGCUGUUAGGAAAGGGAGGAAAAAGAUGGACCCGGAGCAAAAAGCAAAAAGGGUUUUUCAGAAACGAAAAGCUGGCACUCCGAGAAAAUAUAAAAUGCUAAAAGAACUGAGUGAAGAGGAGUUAAGGGAGGACAUUACACCAGACAGCACUGUGCUAUUAGCUGAGCAGGAGAGCUGCCCUGAGAGAGAGGCGGCUGUAGGUGAACCGCCUGAUUUUUGUGCUGUUGUUGAAGUGGCAACAGAGACAGAAGAACAGACCACUCGGCCUCUCCAGGAUUCUCAUGUUUCAUCGUACAGUGAGAGUGACACAGAGAGCACAUACAGUGAAGAAGACUUGGUGCAGCUUCCUCAGGACCUGUCUUUAAAAUCUUCACAAAAAUCAUCAUGCGGUUCUGUGUUAAGGAUCCCGCCGUCAGCUCAAUCCUCACCAAACACACUAUUCACAUCAGUAAAAACGAAUUUUAAAAUAACCAGCUCCAGAGAAGACUCGCCCAUAGUUGCUUAUAACACUCCUCCAUGGUUUUCUUGCUUGUUUAAUUUCCGUAAUGUCACAGAUGGAGAACCAUCGAGCCCAGCCCUCACUCCAGAUCUCACCAGCAGCACAACUUCUCAGGCAAGUGCGACAUCUAAAGCUAUGGACCUCUCUGUUGCAAAACAUGACACGACACUACAGUGAAGACAGCUGAAACGUACAACUUGCUGCUGUUCACCUGAUACACUUAUGGCUAAUAAUUCAGCAUUAACCAAGUGCUCCCAGGUGCUAAAACAAUCUUGUUGAUGGUUAGCUUUAAAACCAAACUAGCUACCUAAAUCCGUUAUACUGGGUAAUUCUGUUUUAGAAUUAUAUAGCAACACUCUACCUCAUUUUCAUAAUUGUAUCCAGUCUACCUCACAGAUGUGACAGUUUAUGACAGGGUUGUCAGUGUAAGCUAGGAAUACUGCAGCAUUGGGAGAACACGAGUUUGCAUUAGUAACAUUUACUUGUGGAUAUCUGAUGUAACUAAAUGAUCAAAAAAAUUAAAUAUAAUAGGAGAUUUCUUGGGAUGCUUUUCUAAAGCACAAGGUUGAGAUCAGAGUUUGAAGGAGAUGCUUAAAGGGUUAGUUUAGGGCAGGGGUGCCCAAACCCUCCUGGAGGGCAGAUGUCCUGCAAAGUUUAGUUCCAACCCCAAUCAGAUACACCUGGUCUAGUUAAUCAAGCUCUUACUAGGCUUUCUAGAAACAUCUUUGCAGGUGUGUUGAGGCUAGUUGGAGCUAAAAUCUCCAGGACCAAGUUUGGUAACCCCUGGUUUAGGGUAAUUAUGUUAUGAAUUACUCACUCACAUGUAGUUCCAAUACUCUGAGACCUUCGGAACACAAAUUAAGAUAUUUUAUAUUAUAGGUCUUAAACUCAGUUCCUGGAGGGCCGCAGCUCUGCACAGUUUUGCUCCAACCCUGAUCAAACACAGCUGAUCCAACUAAUGAAGAUGUUAUUGACCACUUCGAUUAUUUGGAUCAGCUGUUUAAUAGGGUUGGAGCAAGACUGUGCAGAGCUGCGGCCCUCCAGGAAUUGAGUUUGAGACCUAUGUUAUAGAUGUAACCUGAGAGCUCUCUGACCCUCCAUGUCCAACAAUGGUCCAGAGAUGUUUAAAGUCUAGAAAAAGAACCAAAACGUUGUCAAAUUUAAUGUGACUUCAGUGGUUCAUCUGUGACCAUAUGAAGCUCCAAGAACACUUUUGUGCACCAAAAACACUGUUAAAAAGACUUUGUUUGCCUGAGUCUUCCUGAGGGUGUGCGUUUACCACAGUCAAUAGGAUGCUUGCGUGAUUCAAUACGUUGUUUUGCCUGUAGUAAACAUGCAACCCUGACAUGUCGUUAGGAGAAGACCAAGGCAAACAAAGUAGUUCCAAAUUGUUUGGCACACAUAGUUUUUUUUGAAGCCUUAUGAUUACAACAUAGGUCUCAAACUCGAUUUCUGGAGGGCCACAGCUCUGCACAGUUUUGCUCCAUCCCUAUCAAACACAGCUGAUUCAAAUAAUCGAGUUGCUCUUAAGAGUUACGAACACCUUCAUUGGUUGGAUCAGCUGUGAUGGUAAGGGUUGGAGCAAAACUGUGCAGAGCUGCGGCCCUCCAUGAAUUGAGUUUGAGACCUAUGUUAUAGAUGAAACCUGAGAGCUCUCUGACCCUCAAUAGACAACAAUGGUCCUGAGACGUUCAAAGUCUAGAAAAGGAACCAAAAACGUUUUCAAAAAUUUGAUGUGGCUUCCGUGGUUCAUUUGUGACCAUAUGAAGCUCCAAGAAACUUUUGUGCACCAAAAACACUGUUAAAAAGACUUUGUUUGCUUGAGUCUUCAGGGUGCAUAUUUACUACAGUACCCUGACAUGUCAUAAGGAGAAGUCAAAGGCAAACAAAUUAGUUUUUACAAAUUGUUUGGCACACAAAAGAGUUUUUGGAGCUUUAUGUGAUUAUGGCGUAGGUCUCAAACUCCGAUUUCGGAAGGGCUGCAGUUCUGCACAGUUUUGCUCCAAACCCUGUCAAACACAUCUGAUCCAAAUAAUCAAGGUGUUCAAAAGAGAUCUGAUUAGUUGAAUCAGCUGUUUUUGGUCAGGGUUGGUGCAAAACUGUGCAGAGCUGCAGCCCUCCAGGAAUUGAGUUUGAGAUCUAUGAAUUACAGUUCAACCACACUGAGGUCACAUGGAAUGUUUUAUGUCCUUGAAUGUCUAUGGUUGAUAAAGGAGCUCUCAUGUUUAAUCUAAAAUAAAACAAUUUGUGUUCUGAAGAUGAACGAAGGUCUUAGGGAAUUGGAACCGCAUGAUGGUGAGUAAUUAAUACGAUUUUUUUUGGGGGGGGAACUAAAUAACUAGGUCCUGGAGGGCCAAUGUCCUGCUGAGUUUAGCUCCGACUUGCAUCAACACCUGCCAGGAAGUUUCUAGUUCAUAGUUCUCAAACUUAAUUCCUCAAGAGCCGCAGCUCUGCACAACUUUACCCCAACCCUUAUCAAGCAGAGCUGAUCCAAUUAAUGAAGGUGUUCAUGACUCUUUUGAGAUCCUCGAUUAUUUGGAUCAGCUGUGUUUGAUAGGAUUGGAGCAAAACUGUGCAGAGCUGUGGCUCUCCAGGAAUUAAGGUUGAGACCCAUGUGCUAGUAUAUCUAGUAAGAGCUUGAUUAGCUGGUUCAGGUGUUUGAUUAGGGUUGGAACUAAACUCUCCAAGACACCGGUCCUCCAGGACCGAGUUCGGACACCUCUGUUUUAUGGGAUUCUGUACAUGUUCAUAUAAAAUUGUCUUUCUUUUUGUUAUUGUAUUACAGAACUGUCUGCUUGGGGAUGGUUUUACAGUUUUACUUGAAGUUGAGCUCUCUCGUGUCAGUGGGGCUAGACAUACUUGAAUAGAGAUGCUUAACAAAUUAGAGUUGUGUAUUAUCAAAGCGGCUUUUUUGUGUUUAAAAUCUUGUUUUGACGCUUUUGAAAUGUAUUUUUACAGUCAUAAUGAAUGAAUACAGCACAGAGAUUUAAAAGCAAAUAUAAAAACAGGUUUAUUGUAGUGUCAAAGAU
Messenger RNA from Danio aesculapii, 4096 nucleotides. RefSeq names its product interferon regulatory factor 2a (gene irf2a). Gene Ontology annotation, cellular component: nucleus. Gene Ontology annotation, biological process: immune system process; regulation of transcription by RNA polymerase II. The record is from RefSeq and is a predicted model, not a curated record. The transcript is spliced from 9 exons. Bases 219 to 1244 code for a protein of 341 amino acids. Gene Ontology annotation, molecular function: RNA polymerase II cis-regulatory region sequence-specific DNA binding; DNA-binding transcription factor activity, RNA polymerase II-specific. NCBI's taxonomy places the organism in Eukaryota, Metazoa, Chordata, Actinopteri, Cypriniformes, Danionidae.